Molecule: messenger RNA, 3309 nt
Organism: Polyodon spathula (Mississippi paddlefish)
Lineage: Eukaryota; Metazoa; Chordata; Actinopteri; Acipenseriformes; Polyodontidae
Product: protein phosphatase 1H-like
Exons: 10
Coding region: 188-1720 (510 amino acids)
Biological process (GO): protein dephosphorylation
Molecular function (GO): protein serine/threonine phosphatase activity
Source: RefSeq, a predicted model, not a curated record
CAUGACGCUACUCAUCAUUAGUUUAUUUCCGCGUUCACUGGGAUCUUGCAGGACUCAAUGAAUCCGUAAUCGCCGUGCCCUAUCUGUUCAUUGGCUUUUACGCACAUUCCGGAACUGGGGGUAAAUUGGGGUAGAGGCAGCAUCAGUGCAUUUUUUCUAAGUUCUAGAUCCACGGUGCAUUAGUAAUAUGCUCACAAGGGUGAAGUGUGCUGUUGCCAAUUUUAUGGGAGGCAUCAUGGCUGGCAGCGCCAGUGGUGAUCAUCUCAGCGGCUCCGAGCUGCCUCUGAAAUACCCCUACACGAGACCCGAUUUCCUUGGGCUGUGUCAGGACGAGAUAGAGUGCUCCGCAGAUCACAUCGCCCGACCAAUACUGAUUCCGAAAGACACCGGGACACUGCCAUGGGCCACGGGCUAUGCAGAAGUUAUCAACGCAGGAAAAAGUUCACUGAAUGAAGACCAGGCCUGCUGUGAAGUAGUCGUUUUGAAGAAGAACUCUGAGGUCCCGUCCACACCGAAUAAGAAUUCCAACGCAAAGCGAAGGUCUUCAUUGCCGAAUGGAGAAGGCUUGCAGCUGAAGGACAACGCAGAUUUGGAAGGUCUUACUUUGCAUUACUGGGCCCUCUUUGACGGGCACGCUGGAUCAGGGGCGGCAGUGUUCGCCUCCAAAGUGUUACAGCAGAAGAUAACGGAGCAGUUGCAGGACGUUCUGGAUGUCCUUAAAAACACGGCUGUGCGUCCUCCCGCCUGCCACGGGGAGGACCCUGACACCACCACCCCGAACUCAAGGACUCUGACGAGGGCCGCCUCCCUGCGAGGAGCAGCUGGGGCUCCUGGUUCCCCCAGCACACCUCCAACCCGCUUCUUCACUGAGAAGAAAAUCCAGCACGAGAGUCUUGUGGUUGGGGCAAUCGAAAAUGCUUUUAAAGAAAUGGAUGCCCAGAUUGAACAUGAAAAAAGCAUAUACUAUAUCUCUGGGGGCUGCACUGCGCUGGCUGUGGUCUUCCUACUGGGGAAACUUUACGUAGGAAAUGCUGGUGACAGCAGGGCUAUUAUCAUUCGAAAUGGAGAAAUAAUCCCAAUGUCAUCAGAGUUUACCCCUGAGAGUGAAAGACAAAGGCUCCAGUUUUUGGCAUAUAUGCAACCUCACUUGUUAGGGAACGAGUUCACGCAUUUAGAGUUCCCCAGAAGAGUCCAGAGGAAGGAGCUUGGGAAGAGGAUGCUCUACAGGGCUUUCAACAUGACAGGCUGGGCAUAUAAAACCAUAGAGGAAGAUGACCUGAAGUUUCCUUUAAUUUAUGGGGAGGGCAAGAAGGCACGUGUCAUGGCCACUAUUGGUGUUACCAGAGGACUAGGGGACCAUGAUCUGAAGGUUCAUGACUCUAACAUCUACAUCAAACCUUUCCUCUCCUGCUACCCCGAGGUCAAAGUGUACAACCUUAAACAGCAUGAGCAUGGAGCAAAUGAUGUGCUGGUAUUAGCCACAGAUGGGCUAUGGGACGUGUUGUCAAAUGAAGAAGUGUCAGAAGCUGUUACAAAUUUUCUGGCAAACUGUGACCCUGAUGAUCAACACAGGUACACUCUGGCAGCUCAGGAUCUCAUCAUGAGGGCUCGAGGAGUUCUGAAAGACCGAGGCUGGAGAAUCUCCAAUGACAGGCUUGGUUCAGGGGACGACAUCUCUGUCUACAUCAUUCCCUUACUAUAUGGGAACAAACAUCCCUAGCUAUCGCCCAGUUUAAAAGGAGGCUCACUCAGGUUAACUGAGAAAUGUUACCCUCUCGAUGUCACCUCAGCUUCCUUACCUUUCCCCUCUCGUACGCAUCACUUUGAAGGGGCUCUUGCUAACUAAACAUGAGGAAUCCUCCUUUUGUAGGCUACGCAAUGACUUAAAUGGUUGUAUGUUAAGCUUCUCAACCUGAGAGCAAUCCCAGGAUUCCCCAGCUACCUUCUGAAAUUCUGGAUCACUUUAAUAAGCCAUAAGAAGCUGAUCCAGCAUUUUUAGAUCCCCAGUUACUGAUAAGGUAGCUUUUUGGUUGCCCACUAGCUUUGCACAGUUCUCUGAUUUUAAUUUUUCGAUUUUGUAAGUUUACUUGUCAUGGAAGGGAUGUUGCAAUAAUUGUAGUAAGCCUGACCCCAAAGUUUGGAUGACACAAAUUGUGAGCCAUGUGCAAAGAGUUUUUUUUUUUUUUCUCUUUUUUUGGUGGGGGUGUUAGAGGGGACAGUGAGGAGAAAAAUUAUUAUUUUUUAUUUUUUAUGUAUUUAAAUAUGUUUCAGAGAAAUUAUUUAUUCAACCUUAAUGCUUGAUCUUUCCUUAGUGAAUUACUGUAUAAACUAUAUUGUAUAAAUAGAAAUCACAGAUGUAUAUUAUUGAAAAUGCUCAUCUGUUUAAAUAUAUUUAAAGUGUCAGGUAUUUUAUUAUGUGUUGAACCAGUUAUGUUCUAAUGAUCUAAUUCAGAUCGUGAAUGGCAUCUCAAGCUUGUAUAAACACUAUAAAGCAAACUUAAAUAAUAAAGUAUAAUUUGGCUUUCUUUGUAGGAUUCCGUGCACCCAGGUCAUAAUGUGUGGUACUAGUGGGAGAAAUGCCUAGAAAUACUGAUGAAGCAAAUAGAAAAUAUUUUUGUUCCCUUAAAUCUAAUUUCCUCAGGAGACAUGAGUAGGAACUUUUCAUGCUUUGUUUUGAUAUGGUCACUUUUUAUUUACAAAUCCUCUUUUAAGUUGUUUUACCAUUGUUCUGAGAAAAUUGUUAGAAACAGGUCUGUUUUUACACUGUUAAUGUGAGUGAAUGCUAUUGAUGUGGAAGGGCAGUACAUUGUGGCACUUUUGCUAAAUGGUUCUGGAAAAGUAAAAGGCACAAUAGUGGAUAGCUGAGGAAUCUAAAUAUCAUGGUUUGUUUUCAGAUCUGCAAACAUUUUGAUAAAACGAUUGCUGUAAAAUACAGCGUUAGUCUUUGUCCAAGCAUUAGGCUAACAUUGUUAUUGAUGCGAUGCACAAAUAGCACUCAGACCUAACUUAAUUCAUUGGUUUGCAAUGUAACCUAAAGACAUACAUUUCCCUAGUGAAAUAUCGGGGCAUUAAAAGUAAACUAUGCACAGCAUAGGAAACACUGGGGAAUUUAAGAAGAUGCCAUUGAAUAUGUUUUUAUUAAACACUGUAUUAUAAAACACAGGUAUAUAUUUAAAAGCAACGUGCAAUAAUGUUAUUUAAAUGGAUGUUAUCAAACCAGUGCAAGCUGUAUUCGUACAUUUAACUAAUUACAGAUCAUUUUUGGGUGCAUUCCUUGAUGUCUAUAUACAGUUAAGCUAUCUAUGUGUG